Messenger RNA from Portunus trituberculatus (swimming crab), 1990 nucleotides. It is a transcript of the gene Ate1, whose product is annotated as arginyl-tRNA--protein transferase 1-like. NCBI's taxonomy places the organism in Eukaryota, Metazoa, Arthropoda, Malacostraca, Decapoda, Portunidae. The coding region runs from base 29 to 1756 and encodes 575 amino acids. Gene Ontology annotation, molecular function: arginyl-tRNA--protein transferase activity. The record is from RefSeq and is a predicted model, not a curated record. The transcript is spliced from 11 exons. Gene Ontology annotation, biological process: protein arginylation. Gene Ontology annotation, cellular component: cytoplasm.
CCAGGCGGCUGGAAAAGUUUAACUCAAUAUGGCCGCGGAGAAGGACCCCGCUUAUUCUAUUGUGGAAUAUAUGCGGAGUCACAAGGGUUACAAAUGUGGUUACUGCAAAUCAAGUGACACGAACUUCAGCCACGGCAUGUGGGCACACAGAAUGGCUGUUGGUGACUACCAGGCGCUGAUAGACCGAGGGUGGAGGCGAAGUGGAAAGUAUUGCUACAAGCCAACCAUGGAAAAGACCUGCUGCCCAAUGUACACCAUCAAAUGUGAUGCCCUGGAGAUCAAGCUCAGCAAAAGUCAAAAGAAAGUUCUCAAACGUAUGCAUCGGUAUCUUAGUCACGGUGGGAGGAAGGAAUGCAGAACACCAGAAAUGGAUAGCACUUGUGAAGCGGGAGAAAAUGAGGAAUAUGUGAAGCCAGAAUCUGAAGCAAAAUUUGAUGUGUCAUCAUUUUCUUUACCAGAAUCUGUUGCAAUUCCUGAACAACGUUUACAGUCCAGCAAUAGUAAAUCAGAUAACAAUGAAGUAUCUGCUGACUGCAAGCCCAAGGCCAUUGAAGGUACAGAUGCUCCUUCUCCAACCAAAGAUUCACCAAAUAGUAAUCAGGAGGGUAGAAGAAAUGUUUCUCCAGGCAUCGGUCCAGAUGCCAGUCGACCGCCAUGCAGGAAAGCAAAGGUCAUCAGGCAAGAGAGGCGGGAGGCAAAGUUAGCCAAGCGGGCACUGGAUAGCUUGGGUAGAGGUGAAUCUCCAAUGGAAAUCAAAGUGUCUAAGCAGAGCAACACUGAAAAGUCUCUGGAGGACUUCUUGUGUGAGCCUCUUCCAGCAAACCCAGUCCACAACUUGGAGGUUAGACUAGUUCGUUCCCAGCCAAGCAGUGCUGAGUUUCUGCAGAGUUUCAAGAAGGCUCAUCAGUUGUAUCAGAAAUACCAAAUUACCAUCCACGGAGACACGGCAGACAAGUGUAAUGAGUCUCAGUUUAAGCGGUUCCUGUGUAAUUCACCCCUUGAGCUGAAGCUGGUGAGGGUUGAUCCUUCCGAGGCAGCAUUCAAAGCCACCUAUAAUGCCUCAUAUGCUGUCUUUCGGAAGUAUCAGCUGGAAGUGCAUCAUGAUUCAGAAUGCGAGUGUGACAAGAUGUCCUACCAAAACUUCCUGGUUGAUGGGCCCCUGUUGCCUUGGCAGCCAGGAAAUGGCCCAGAACAGGGUUAUGGCUCCUUCCACCACCAGUAUUGGCUGGAUGACAGACUCAUUGCAGUGGGAGUCCUUGACAUCCUGCCACACUGUGUAUCCUCUGUCUACCUUUAUUAUGACCCCGAGUAUUCAUUCUUGUCAUUGGGAACCUACGCUUCAUUGAGGGAGUUGGCAUUGGUGCGUGAGCUGCAACGCAGAAUAGCGUCUCUCAAGUGGUACUACAUGGGUUUCUAUAUCCAUUCUUGCCCCAAGAUGCGUUAUAAGGGGAAGUACAAACCCUCUUUCCUACUUUGUCCUGAGACUUAUGAGUGGAUUCCCAUUGAAUUAGCUACACCCAAACUAGACAAGGCAAAGUACAGCAGGUUGAAUGAUAACGUUUAUGCUGUGGAUAGCAAUGGCCGUGUGGAUAUUAACAAGAUUCUGGUUCUUCAUAAUCGAAAUCUGGUAAGAUAUGGAGAUUACCAGUCACAUUUUGCUGAUGAAGAUGAUGAUGAAGAAGAAGAAGAAAUUAGGGAAUAUGCAUCACUGGUAGGAGCAAAAAGUGCAUAUACUUUAUUUUUAUGUCGAAGCUGAGCAUGCAUGUCCGACAUGUUCAGAAUAUAGUCACAUACUCUAUUUGUUUCCUCUACUCGAGGUUUUCUGUUAGUUAUCCUCAGGAUAAAUUGCAGAUAUUAUUAUUAUAUAUUGCUUAUAUAUAUUCUAAACUAUCAAGAAUGUCUUUUGCUGCCUUAAACAUUGUAAAUGUUGUUAAUAUAUUUGUUGUACGAGACUUCACUAAAAUUAAUAAAGGUUCUCCAUUGAAUUAAA